AAUUGCACAGAAUAUCAUUAAAUCUCAUUUGGAGACCUGUCAAUAUACAAUGGAGGAACUACACCAGCUAGCGUGGCAGACCCACACAUAUGAAGAAAUCAAGGUCUACCAGAGCAAGACCAGAGAAGCUCUGUGGCAGCAGUGUGCCAUUCAGAUCACCCAUGCCAUCCAGUACGUGGUGGAGUUUGCGAAGCGCAUAACAGGCUUCAUGGAGCUCUGCCAGAAUGACCAAAUUCUCCUCCUUAAGUCAGGCUGCCUGGAAGUGGUUUUGGUGAGAAUGUGCCGUGCCUUCAACCCACUCAACAAUACUGUUCUGUUUGAAGGAAAGUAUGGAGGGAUGCAAAUGUUUAAAGCCUUGGGUUCCGAUGAUCUGGUGAACGAAGCGUUUGACUUUGCAAAGAAUUUAUGUUCCUUACAGCUGACUGAGGAGGAGAUUGCCUUGUUUUCAUCUGCUGUUCUGAUAUCACCAGAUCGAGCCUGGUUAAUAGAGCCAAGGAAGGUCCAGAAGCUUCAGGAAAAGAUUUACUUUGCACUUCAACAUGUGAUCCAGAAGAACCACCUCGACGAUGAGACUUUGACAAAGUUAAUAGCCAAGAUACCAACCAUUACUGCACUUUGCAACUUGCACGGAGAGAAACUACAGGUAUUUAAGCAAUCUCAUCCAGAUAUAGUGAACACACUGUUUCCUCCAUUAUACAAGGAGCUUUUCAAUCCAGACUCAACCACUGGCUGCAAGUGAAGGGGAUAAUAGAAUUUUCACGUAGUCAUGGAAUGCGUCACUAUUAAGACAAAAAGAAAUGUUUUCAUGAAGAACUUGUUAAAAAUGUCACUACUGCAACACUAGGAAUGUCCUGCACUUAAUAGAAUUAUUUUUCACCGCUACAGUUUGAAGAAUGUAAAUAUGCAACUCUGAGUGGGGAUGUCUUUUUUCUCUUUUCUUCGUUUACUUUUUUUUUAACUGAAAAUGAUUAUACAAAUAUAGGACACUGGGUGUUACUUUUUUUUUUUUAUUUUAUUUUAUUGGGGAAUGUUUUGGGAGACAACUGUU
Phaethon lepturus (White-tailed tropicbird) is the source of this 1048-nucleotide messenger RNA. RefSeq names its product nuclear receptor ROR-beta. NCBI's taxonomy places the organism in Eukaryota, Metazoa, Chordata, Aves, Phaethontiformes, Phaethontidae. The record is from RefSeq and is a predicted model, not a curated record. The transcript is spliced from 6 exons. Gene Ontology annotation, cellular component: nucleus. Gene Ontology annotation, biological process: regulation of transcription by RNA polymerase II. The coding region runs from base 50 to 739 and encodes 229 amino acids. Gene Ontology annotation, molecular function: RNA polymerase II cis-regulatory region sequence-specific DNA binding; nuclear receptor activity.